Molecule: messenger RNA, 1830 nt
Organism: Linderina pennispora
Lineage: Eukaryota; Fungi; Kickxellomycota; Kickxellomycetes; Kickxellales; Kickxellaceae
Product: glycoside hydrolase
Exons: 1
Coding region: 419-1591 (390 amino acids)
Biological process (GO): carbohydrate metabolic process
Molecular function (GO): hydrolase activity, hydrolyzing O-glycosyl compounds
Source: RefSeq, a predicted model, not a curated record
GGCCAUCAAAAUCGCGUCAGUGUGGAAGCUGUGUUGAAUGUUUUUUUUUGGGAAUCUGAGUGUGAGACGAUGUCGAUCCUUCCCGGCCCGCCAACCGGUCCUUCUAUUUUUUUCCUCAUACAGCCAUUGUUUUGCAUCUUGGGCUGCCUUGCCCACAGCGGUCUGCCUGCCUUGCGCGGUUUUUAAGGACGGAGUUCUGGCACAGCCUUCGGCUUCUGAUCCUUCACUGCUUUUCGCACUCCUACUCCUCCUUCCCUUCUCUCUCCCUCCUUUUUCGAGCUCCCUUUCGAACCUUUGAGGACACUAAAUAGGCCGGUUCUAUUACUGCUCCUCUUGCCCCUUCCCCUACAACCCCCGCGUUCCCUGUUACCAGGAUACACUUCCUACAUAUACUCGAAGCGGAAACAUAGCACCAACAAUGCAGGUCAUUAUUUCCUUUGUCUUUGCGCUUUUCGUGUUCACUCUGGCCAACAUUGGUGUGUCGGCUGCCCCGGUGCCGCAGAACAUUGGCGACGCGCUGGACAUCCAGUACAACGCUGCCACCAACCCCUACGCAAACGUCAACUGGUCGCCGUCGCCUGCUGCCGCCGCAGCUGUUUCGCCUGCUGAGCAGGCGCCCGCUGCCCCCACCACCACGGAGGCUGCCGCCACUAGCUCGGCUGCUCCCGCUACCUCUGCUGCCCCAGUGACCACCGAGGCUGCUCCCGCCCCAGCCUCCUACUCCACCUCCGCCGCCGCCCCUUCGCCGUCGACCAGCACCGACAGCAGCAAGCCCCUGUGGGGCUUGGCGUACUCGCCGUACAACAACGAUGGCUCGUGCCCCGAUCAGUCGGCCGUCACCGCCCAGCUGCAGAAGCUGGUCUCUGUCACCGACAACAUCCGCCUGUACUCGACCGACUGCUCGCAGCUCGAGUUUGUGCUGAAGGCAAUCUCUGAGAACAACCUGAACCUUGGCGUGUACGCCGGUAUCUGGACCACGGACGGUGCCUCGCGUGUGCAGUCGGACCUCGAGAGCUUUGUCUCGGCCGUCCAUGCGCACCCGGGACUCGUCAAGGGUGUGUCGGUCGGUAACGAGGAUCUGUUCAAGGGCAUGGCUGAGUCCACCCUGAUCGGCUACAUCAACCAGGUGCGCUCGCGCCUGCAGUCCGAGGGCCUCGGCAACAUCCCCGUGUACACCACCGAGACCGACGCCAAGGUCACCUCGACUCUGAUUGACGCCAUCGACCUUGUGCAGGUCAACAUCUACGCUGUGUUCGAUGCCACCUUCACGUCCAUCUCCAACUCGGUGCAGUCUGUGAUUGCCCGCGCCAACAACAUCCGCGGCAUGGCAGGCAGCAAGCCUGUCCGCCUCGGCGAGACCGGCUGGGCCUCGGCUGGCACCUCAGGCCCCUGCCCUCUGACCCUCGCCAACCAGCAGCAGUACACUCAGGCGUUCCGCUGCGCCGCCAAGAGCAGCAACCUGGACUACUUCUUCUUCGAGGCAAAGAAUGCCGACUGGAAGACGGGCGCGUCCCUGCUUGAGAAGAACUUUGGUGUCUUUGACUCGUCGUUCAACGCCAAGUUCAACCUCAACUCCCUGGGCUCGUGCUAGGCAACUGCACCCCCUGCCUUCCAUCGCGUGUACUUUUAGCACACAUUCUUCACCGUCGACGUAUAUCUCAGCUUUCUCUCCAACCCCCACCUCCCCUACGUCCUUUUGAUAUGCUCUACGAACCUCAAUGUCUCUUUUCUCUCUCCAUUUCUUAUGUUUUUUAUUAUUGGGCUUUUCUUCGUUGACUAGAUUUUUCUUUCGUUCGAUAUGACAAUACAAUCUGCUUGAAUCAUCAUUCG